Atta colombica is the source of this 1114-nucleotide messenger RNA. RefSeq names its product ras-related protein Rab6 (gene Rab6). The record is from RefSeq and is a predicted model, not a curated record. The transcript has 6 exons. The coding region runs from base 242 to 985 and encodes 247 amino acids. Gene Ontology annotation, molecular function: GTPase activity; GTP binding. Lineage: Eukaryota; Metazoa; Arthropoda; Insecta; Hymenoptera; Formicidae.
CCAGUUAAACGUGGCCGACUCGCAGCAAGGAGUGGCAUCUAAGCGAGCGUCGCGAGCUGUCAAGCUGUCGGCCCUGAAUAGCCCGAGAGAGAGCUAACGGAGACUUUAAUCAGCCGGUGCAGCUGAUUGCUUAAAUGACUCGUCGUGGCGGCCAUUGAGCGCGUUAUCGAGUAUUCGUUAGCAUCGAGAUCGCCGGUUUUAAGCCUGCCGAGAAUCCGUUCAGGCGCGACGAAAGAAAAACAUGUCGUCCUCGGGCGAUUUCGGUAACCCGUUGCGGAAGUUCAAGCUUGUCUUUCUGGGCGAGCAGAGCGGUGAGUGUUACGAUGGUGUGUCAACAAGUGCAUCGAUGUUCUACGAAAAAAAUGGAUCGAUUUUCCCGACCGGGGGGAAAACGCUAUCGCGAGCUCCGGUCAUACGGGCCCAAUCGGGAGAGUGUAAAAAAGUGCAGUUAGAAGGAAAAGACCUAAUGCUAGCAGGAGAGGCAGCUACGAUAGGUAUAGAUUUCUUAAGCAAAACUAUGUAUCUUGAAGAUAGAACUGUGAGAUUACAGCUGUGGGAUACAGCGGGACAAGAACGGUUCCGUUCUUUGAUACCUAGUUACAUCAGAGAUUCUACUGUUGCGGUCGUUGUUUACGAUAUUACCAACGCCAACUCGUUUCACCAAACAUCCAAGUGGAUAGACGAUGUGCGGACUGAAAGAGGAAGUGAUGUGAUAAUUAUGCUAGUGGGCAAUAAAACUGAUUUGAGUGAUAAGAGGCAAGUUUCGACGGAAGAAGGCGAGCGAAAAGCAAAAGAAUUAAAUGUAAUGUUCAUCGAAACUAGUGCUAAGGCUGGCUACAAUGUUAAACAGCUAUUUAGAAGAGUAGCGGCAGCUCUGCCGGGUAUGGACUCCACCGAAAACAAGCCUCCCGAAGACAUGCAAGAGGUAGUGCUCAAGGACACGCCAAUCGAACUGAAAGCCUCGGAGAGCAGUUGUGCAUGCUAAGUCGUCGUCGGCCUGUACGGUAGCAGGGUAUCGAAUCGAAUCGAAUCACAGAGUCUUAGUAAUUUCUGAAUAGGGUUUAAAUCGUCUCAGAUUAUUCUGGAGCGGUUUAGGGACUUUUUCGAGAAACAU